Molecule: messenger RNA, 2724 nt
Organism: Thamnophis sirtalis
Lineage: Eukaryota; Metazoa; Chordata; Lepidosauria; Squamata; Natricidae
Source: RefSeq, a predicted model, not a curated record
AUGGCCCGCUCAUUCGCUGCCCCUAGAGCUGUAUAUGAUCUGACUUGGGAAGAACUAACUGAAGGGCUCCAAGCCUACUAUGCCCCAACCCCAUCUCAGAUCGCCCGCCGUUUCGCCUACCGCAGGCGAGUGCAGAAGCCGUCCGAAUCAGUCAAUCAAUUCUUGCAGGCUCUGCGAGUCGCUGCAGCGCAAUGUGACUUCCCUGACUUGGAAGACAACUUAGCGGAGCAAUUUGUGUGCGGCCUCAAGGAUAUAUUCCUGAGGCGCCGACUCCUUGGAAAACCUAAAGUCACCCUAGUCUACGCCAUUGACGAAGCCAGGGCCGCCGAACUUGCCGACCUCUCCUCAGUAGAGAUCGACCGUUAUUUACCUCAUGCCGCCGCUUUUUCUAUUGUGCCAGCCUUGCCUGCCUUACCAGCCUUGCCGGGGCCUGACCCCGCACCACCACAGCCAUCUACAUACAUUACUAACUUAAUUGAUGAGCUGCCACCCUUGCCGGAAAAUUUCUACACUGACCAGGUGGAUCGCCUACGGGCCACCCCUCACCGGCCUCAACAACAGCAGCCGGCGCUGAUCCGCACUCCUGCAGCCUCUCCUGCUUGCAUAGGCUGCGGUGGCUCUCAUACCCGCUCUACCUGUCCUUUCGAGACCGCCGUCUGCCACCGAUGCGGCAAGAAGGGUCACUUGACGCAGGUUUGCCGGGCCGCCCUGCCUCCUCUCUCACCAGCCGAACAACCUCCAGUCUACGGUCGUCCUCCUCCUCCAAAGAAUCAACCGGCCAGACGUCAGCAGCCACGCCGUGAAGACUGCUAUACCCCUGCGGUGUCCAUCAACCUGGCCUCAGUGGGGUUAUCUCUGACAGGAGUGCACAGUGUGGUGGACACACCCUCUGAUGUAGCAGCAGUCCUUAAGGACUAUGCUGACAUCUUCAAUGGGCAGCUUGGCCAAUACAAGGGCACCCCUAUCUCCCUUAACUUGGACCCCCAGGUUGCCCCCAUCAGGCUGAAGGCCCACAGGGUGCCUUUUGCCUUGAUGCUAAAGGUUGAUGCCGAGCUAGAUAAGCUCUUGGCGCAGGGAGUGCUGGAGCCCGUUGACCAUUCACGCUGGGAGACCCCCGUAGUCAUCCCCGGCUGCAUUUUCUCCAAACUGGAUAAGGCGCAGGCCUAUCAGCAGCUCCCUGUGGAUGACGAUGCGGUGGCGGCCCAGACCAUCAUCACCCACCAGGGGGCUUUCCGCUGUCGCUGCCUCCAAUUCGGCAGGAACUACAGCCAGAUAGACAAGAAGGCUCUGGCUGCGGUGUCCGGGGUUAAAAAGUUCCACGACUAUCUUUAUGGUCGGCACGUUACCCUCUACACUGACCACAAGCCUCUCCUUGGGCUUCUCGCAGGUGAUAGGCCGACCCCCCCCAUCCUAUCCCCUAGGAUGACCCGCUGGACGGAGUUCCUGGCUGCGUACUCCUACGCCCUAUGCUACUGUCUGGGCAAGCACCUAGGCCAUGCCGAUGCCCUUAGUCGCUGCCCCCUUCCUUGCGAGGACCCCCAGCCAGUCCCCUGCCUCUCGGUCCUAUCCAUCACCGAGCUGGACCUGCCCCUAACCUCCACGGACGUGGCCUCCAACUCUCGAGCUGACCCUGUCCUUUCUCAAGUCAUGGCAUGGGUCGUGAGAGAUUGGCCUACAGAGCCUAUCCACCCUGACUGCUGGGCCUUGAGGUCCCGCCAGCUGGAACUCUCCCUCCACUCCGGCUGCCUCCUCUGGGGCGACCAUGUGGUCAUCCCAUCGGUCCUACGCAACCAAGUCCUUCAGCGGCUCCAUGCCGAUCACCCCGGGGUCGCGGGCAUGAAGGCGCUGGCCCGCAGCUACGUGUGGUGGCCCGGCCUCGACUCCGAGAUCGAGGCCUGGGUCGCCCGCUGCGUCCCAUGCCAGGAAUCCUGCCCAUCUCCACCCUCCUCCCCCUCCCGGGAGUGGGAGAUGCCUCGCGGGCCCUGGUCCCGCAUUCACAUAGACUUUGCAGGCCCCUUCCACGGCCAGGUAUUCUUGGUGGCUGUAGAUGCAUACUCUCGCUGGGUGGAGCUGAUCUUAAUGCUCUCCACCACAGCCAAGAGCACUGUGUGGGCCCUGCGAUGGUUGUUUGCUACCCAUGGGUUGCCGGACACAGUUGUGUCCGACAACGGCCCGCAAUUCACAUCUACUGCCUUCCAAACAUUCCUGGCCGCCCAAGGGAUCCGCCAUGCGCCAGUUGCCCCUUACCAUCCGGCCAGCAAUGGCCGGGCGGAAAGGGCAGUCCGAUCGGCCAAGGAGGCUUUGGGCCGCAUGAACCAAGGCGAUUGGCAGGAACAUCAAGACCACAAUUCUUUCCUUCUCUGUGUCCCAGUGUCAAAUCUACUUGCCACUUUCUAUGGUUCCCUGGAGCAAUGUUCUGUCAAAACAUUGAGGAAAUCGACCACCAGAGAAGCUCUCAGACAGAAGCUCUCAGACAGGUCACUCAGCUCCCCUCAGACCAGAGAUAUGCCAGCAACAAGAGGGUAUAAAUUUGGAUAUGCUGAUGAUCUGGCCAUAGCAGUACAAGAAAAACACAUGGAGGGGGCAGUCAGCCUCUUCUCCCAAAAUCUUAAGAUCUUGGGAAAAUUCUUCACUGUCUGGAGGCUCACUCCUAGUGAUAGCAAAAUGGUAACUAUGUGCUUUCAACAAACUAGCAUAACCCCCAUCCAUAGUACCUUGGAGUAA